AUUCUUCAUCUCGCGUCAAGACCAGGCAAUCGAGUGCACCGGUCGCUCGUGUCCCCGAACCAAGCAGCCACCCUGCGUUCUGCGUAACCCGAGGAGCAGGGAUCCCCUACGAAUCCAUUGGCGCUGUUGCUUGCCAGCUUACGCCCGCCCACCCACCGCAACAGACAAUCCAUGCGGACGCAAUGGCCGAUCGAAAACCAGGACCGAAGAAUGGCGUGCCCAAGCCUGGCGCGGAUGCCAAGAGGGAGAAUGGACGGGAGGAUGGCAAGUCUCCUAAGAAGAGGCGCAAAGUGAACCAUGCCUGCGUGUAUUGUCGCAGAUCCCACAUGACCUGCGAUCUUGAACGCCCGUGCACACGUUGCAUCAAACGAAAUAUUGGCCACCUCUGCCACGACGAGCCCCGAGAAAGCGAGACCAAGAAACCAAAGGCCGCCUCGACGUCCCACUCGCGCCAUCCUCUACCGCCGCCGCCGCCUCCACACCCCGAUGACAACGUGAUAGACACGCCGUCCGAGAUGGGGAGGAGCAGUAUCUCGAGCAACAUGGGCCCGCCACCCACGACAUACGACACUGGCCGGCCGAGGACGUCGAGCGGUGGAUUCGCAGGAGGGGCGUUGCCAGCAUCGCUACCUAUUGUACAACCACAGCAACAGGCUACUGGUAUGCAGGGAAGGGAUGAGGGCAGCGGAAGCAACUCCAAUCAAUUUGCAGGUUUCUCCGAUGCAUGGAUGACGGCCCAGAACUUUGAGGGCAUGAACAGCUUCAACCCAAAUUACAUGAUCACGCCCGAGGUCACUCACGAAUUCAACCUCCUCAACGAUUUCUUACACACGAGUUUGCUCGACGACAAUGGCAUACCGCCUGACGAGGCACAGCAGGCGUUUCGACGCGUGCCCAACCAGGACAUGCUGCCUCAGUUCCUGACAGGCAGCGCGACGCAGGCCACGGGCAAGACCCCCACGGGCGCCAUGCUGCCACCCCCGACGGUGGAUGGGAAAAUGACCAAUAAGCCGGGCAGCGCGCUGCUGGGCGAUAAGGACAAGACGCGAGAGUACUAUCUGCAGGCCGCCGAUCCUUCAGGAAACGACAACCCCGAGGAACGCAUGGGCCGCGUGCUCCGCGCCAAGUACGACGCUGGCCUGUUGAAACCGUUCAACUACAUUAAUGGGUACGCGCGGCUGGGCAAAUACCUCGACGGGCAUAUCGCGCCUUCGUCGAAACAAAAGAUUCUACGCACCAUGACACAGUUCCGACCAAAGUUCCGCGAGAAGGCGCAGGGCUUGACAGACAUGCAGCUGGUCUAUGUCGAGAUGUGGUUCGAGCGGCAGCUGAUGGACUAUGACCGUGUGUUUGCGAGCAUGGCCGUGCCCGCGUGUUGCUGGCGACGCACGGGCGAGAUCUUUCGCGGGAACAAGGAGAUGGCCGAGCUGAUCCACGUGCCGGUGGAUAAAUUGCGAGAUGGCAAAAUUGCGUUGCAUGAGAUUUUGACGGAAGAGAGUAUGGUGCGUUAUUGGGAGGAGUUUGGCACAAUUGCAUUUGACCCCGCGCACGAGACGCUGCUUACGGCGUGUUCGUUGAAGAGUCCGGACGACGGCUCGGAUCAUCCUGUGGUGAAAUGCUGCUUCUCCUUUACGAUCAAAAGAGAUGAGCACAAGUUACCGGCGCUCAUUGUUGGGAAUUUUCUGCCGCACGAUCCGCCUGCGCAGGUGUAAGGGGGUAGUAGGCUUAGACUUUUUGCCUGCAUAGCGAGGGCGCGCGCUUGUACCUUAGACCUCCUGGUGGUCAAUUUGCAUUUUCAUUUCUUGGAUACUUCCUCAAUUAUUUUUCCAUUGGAUGCCUUGAUUAUGAGG
Messenger RNA from Emericellopsis atlantica, 1850 nucleotides. RefSeq lists its product as uncharacterized. Gene Ontology annotation, cellular component: nucleus. The record is from RefSeq and is a predicted model, not a curated record. The transcript has 7 exons. Lineage: Eukaryota; Fungi; Ascomycota; Sordariomycetes; Hypocreales; Bionectriaceae. Gene Ontology annotation, biological process: regulation of DNA-templated transcription. Gene Ontology annotation, molecular function: RNA polymerase II transcription regulatory region sequence-specific DNA binding; zinc ion binding; DNA-binding transcription factor activity, RNA polymerase II-specific. The coding region runs from base 183 to 1712 and encodes 509 amino acids.